AUGCCUCGUGAGGUCUCGUUUAGAGUGAAGACCGCUCCGGCUAACCCUGCCACACCGAUGGUUGCCAAGUUCGAAUCAAGCCGACCCCAUCCUGGCCUUACUCUUUUGCCACAUUGGCUCCGCUAUCUAUACUCCAUCCUUGUCAUUGCCAUGUCCGCUGUUGACAUUGCCUUUGUUAUCAUGCCUGGAGAGAUAUUCUACGCCGUCAUGCGCAUCGUCUUUACCCUAUUCCUACAUCCCCUAGAACCCCGCACUGAAAUUGGAAUAGGAAUACUGGCGGAUAUCGUCUAUGGCGUCGUUUACAUUGUCUGGGGCUUCACCAAGCCCAUUGAGUUAAAUAGCGCUAUUACAUACCUGAAGGAGAGGCAGUUAACACUAUGUAUUGUCACGGCAUGUUUGCACUUCGGAGUAGCCGUCAUCGGGCUUUGUUUCCGAUUCUACGAUGGAUACCUGCUGAGACAGCGGAAGAAACAUAAUGCCCGAUUGUAUCAGGCUUACGACAUGACUCAGAUUUAG
Messenger RNA from Gregarina niphandrodes, 516 nucleotides. Its product is annotated as putative transmembrane protein. The coding region runs from base 1 to 516 and encodes 171 amino acids. The record is from RefSeq and is a predicted model, not a curated record. NCBI's taxonomy places the organism in Eukaryota, Apicomplexa, Conoidasida, Eugregarinorida, Gregarinidae. The transcript is spliced from 2 exons.